This is a messenger RNA of Paramecium tetraurelia, 884 nucleotides long. RefSeq lists its product as uncharacterized. NCBI's taxonomy places the organism in Eukaryota, Ciliophora, Oligohymenophorea, Peniculida, Parameciidae. The record is from RefSeq and is a predicted model, not a curated record. The transcript has 4 exons. Gene Ontology annotation, molecular function: structural constituent of cytoskeleton.
AUGAUAUUUGAGCAAAAUAAAUUAGCAAUAAAUUUAUUUAUAUUAAUAUUAUCUUUUAAUUUAAAUAAUCAGUUAGAUAUGUCAAAUAAUAGAAAUUAUUCACCAUCAAGAGAGAGAGUAGCAAAAAUAAGUUCUUAAUUAAGUUAGAUGGAUUUAACAAUAGAAGGAGAGAGAACAAAAAGAAUAGAGGAAUCAGAGACAAGAUUAGAUUAAUUGGAAUCUGGAUUGAAUGAAUUAAAUGAAUAAUUAAGUUAAAGAGUAGCUUUGAUAAAAGAUAGUGUAUUGAAAUUAUAGAAAGUGUUGGAUUAAACAAAAUUAUAAAGAGAAUAACAUUUUGAAUAAAAAUAAAAGGAAUAUAUCGAUUUAGAGAAUUCAUUCAAUUAGGCAGUUGAAGGAUUGACAUCAACAAGAAAAGAUGGAGAAUAGAAGAUUAUAAGAUUUAUUGAAGAGAAGACUGGAUUAAUAAGAAGUGAAUUGAGUACAGAAAGUAGAACAAGAAAUGAAAAUAUCGAAAGAUUAAAUUAAUGUUUAGAAACAGAUUUACCAAGAUUACAUGAAGCUAUAAAGACAGAAGUAGCAGAAAGAGAAGAAAUGGAUUCAAACAUCUCUAGAAAAAUGAAUGAAGAAUUAAGCAAAUUAAACUAAUUAUUAGUUUAAGAGAAAGUCAAUAGAUAAGAAUCAGAAUAAGCAAUCUUUGAUAUGUUAAAAGAUGUUGUCAAUAGAAUCAAAACUGAAGUAGACAAUGAAAAAAAAUAAAGAGAAUCUACAGAAGAAACACUUCUAGCCUUAUUAGAAGAUACUUGCAAUAAAGUUAAUGCCGCUUAACUAGCAUGACCUUACAAUAUUCAUCAAUAAAAAUAAAAACAAAUUAAUAUCAUUCUAUC